Aspergillus novofumigatus IBT 16806 is the source of this 6297-nucleotide messenger RNA. RefSeq names its product involucrin repeat protein (gene lah). The transcript has a single exon. Bases 208 to 6213 code for a protein of 2001 amino acids. The record is from RefSeq and is a predicted model, not a curated record. Lineage: Eukaryota; Fungi; Ascomycota; Eurotiomycetes; Eurotiales; Aspergillaceae.
CCGGGCCCCGAACCUGUGCCCGAAGCGGGGGAAGUUGCACCGGCCGGCAAAAAGAGCAAGAAGAACAAGAAGAAAAAGCAGAGCCUGUCUCUUGCACCAAAUGAAACGCCUGCUUCCGAGUCGUCAGCUCCCGCAGACGCUGCAGAUGGGAAUGCCAAUUUGCCUGCCGCACCCGAAGAUUCCUCCUUGAAAACGGAUCAAGAGCCAAUGCGAGAGGAGCCAACUGGAAGCCAGCCGACCGUCGACUCAGUUGCUGAAACACCAGAUCUAAGCAUGGCGGAGGAAGCUGUCCCUAUGACCGCCGCGCAGAAGAAGAAGGCAAAGAAAGAAAAGAAGAAAAAACGCCAGUCUGCUUUCCUGGAUGAAACACCCGCAUCUGAGUCAAUUGAAGAAGCAGAUGCCAAGGAUGUUACUUCUGAAGGUGCUCAGAUGCCCCCGGAAGUGCCGUCUGAACCGCAAUCAUCCGAGCCUACUUUGGAUGCCAUUGAGCAUGCGGAAGCGACAGCUGAGCACUCGCAAGAACAACCCAAGGAAGAUGUGUCUUUGCACGCGGAUCGCAGCCCCGACUCUGAUGGAGAGUUCGUGCUGGUACCAGAACACGUGUCCCACGGAUCCAAUGAUGAAAAUACACCCCAAGCUGCUUCCACGGAGUUCGAUGUCACACAAGUGAAAAGUGAAUUGGAAAAACAGCCAUCGACCCAGGAAGGCGUGUUGGAUGCAAACGAGGCCGCUCCCGCUGAAACACCAUGUGCUGCUGACCAACCUGUCCAAGAAGAAUCCAGCCCUACGCCAGCGAUGGAGGGCGGUGCUGCCGUCGAAGAAGCAGAGGCUGCAGAAAAGGAUAUACCUGAAGAUUCUCCAGACAAGACAAUUGAACACAAUGAUACUCCAGACGAUACCUUGGCGGCAGAGGAAGCUCAAACCGAAGUAUUCAGCACAGAGGCUACUCAAGAGACUGACCAAGGUGGUGCAGCUCCAGACGUCGAAGCUAGCUCUGAAGGCUUGAUUCAGGAUGACCAGCCUUCCGCUUCCUCCAAAAAAAAGGACAAAAAGAAGAAGAAGAAGCGCCAGUCGCUUGCUCUAGACGAUGAGCAGACUCACUUUACCAAGGAAGAACUAACUGCUGAGCCUUCCUCCGACCCUGCUCCAGAGCCCUCAGGCGUUGAUGAAUCGGCACCUGUUCCUUCUACCCCUGAAGAGCAGCAGAAGUCUGAGAUCGACGCCUCUGAAACCGUUGCAGGGACAGCUGCCGAGCCAGCACCACCUCUCACUUCAGAAGAACCAGAGAACAUUGCGGAAGCUCCAUCCACUGAAGCUACACAAGAGCCCGCUGCAGAUGAAACGCAGACUGCGGAGUCCACAGAGGAAGCUCAAACAGCAAAGUCCAGGAAGAAGGCAAAGAAAGACAAAAAGAAACGAAAGUCUGUCUCCUUCGAGAUUGAAGAGCCGUCGACUCAGCAGAGUGAGCCUGACCACCCUACUGCGACUUCUGGCGAAACUGUGACCCCACAUGAGGAUCCAAAGCCUGAGGACGAACCUACCUCUCAGAAAGAUCGUUCUGAGGGGUUCCAGCCUGGAGAAGCAGUCCCUGAGAGCCUGACUCAAGAUGGCGCAGAUAUUGUUACUCAAACUGACAAACCUGAGCCAACCGCCGAGGCUACAGAAGUUACAGAGCAACACAACCAGGCGACGGAGCCUUUCCCAGGUCCGAUCACAGAGGAAGAGGCUGCUGUGGAAGAAACUGCAGCUGCGCCAUUGGUUGAUGAGGCGCCCCAAUUACAAGAACAGAAAGCCUCGUCGGAAGCCCUCCGGUCUGAAACUCAGGAGGACGGUGUCAAGAGGGUCCAGGACACUGAAUCGUUAGACGAGAAGAAAGAGGAGCCUGCUGUCUCGCCUUCGCUAGAAGACAACGAGAGUACCAAGCCAGAGGCCUUGGCGGAACAAGCAGAGUCCGAGCCGCAAACGCCCAUUGACGAUGGUGAGAAAGGGGUCGGCCCCUCUAAGUCAAAGAAAAACAAGAAAAAGAAGAAGAAGAACACCAUUGAGUCAACCGAAGACGUGCCAGUGACACCGCCUGAGCCUUCAAACGUUGAGCCUCUCGAAUCGACACCGGUCCUUGAAACGGGAAGGGCCCACGACAUUGCCGAGGCUGACACCACUGUGUCUGAAAUUUUGCACGAAGAGGAGAAACCGGAAGACGAGCCCAGCGGGUUUAUGUCAGCAAAAGCAAAGAAAAAGGCGAAGAAAGACAAGAAGCGCCAGUCCAAGAUUCUUGAUAGCGCAAACGACGCCGCCAGCACCGCCGAAACCGCCGCAGAUAUCUCCGAACAGGCGCCCUUGGACACGCCAAGUGGCGAACCGGAUGGCCCAGAUGCGAAGCUCUCACAAGAACCGAGUGAAGCCGUCUCUACCGAAGCGAAGUCCUCGGAGCCAUCGCCUGAGACGGCACUCGCGCCUGCUGAAGAUGACGGUAAAGAAAAUCAGUCCCACGACACCGAACCACACGGCGGCAACGAUAAAGAUCUGACUUGGACUGAUCACAUGGUAUCUUCGCAGGUAGAGCAACAGCAAGCAACGUCUUCCGAUCGUCCGUCCCAACCCGCGCUUGAAACCGAACCAACGUCCAUCGGCGAAGCAGCAACACCUAUUGAGGUGGAACAACGUGAAAAUAAUGCAGACUAUGCUUCGCCGGCUGUUGGUGAUGGGGUAGAGGGACCUGGUGAAAAAGGUACGAGAGUCAAGAACGAGAUUGCGGCCGAGAGUCCCGAGAGACGGCGCGAGGGCCUACUUGAGAUACUACAAGAAGAGAAGGGAGAGAUAUCGAGCCAAGGAGAAGACGCCAUUCCGGUUAAAAGCGACUCACAAGUGGAGGAGUCGGUGAAAGCACCAGUUGAAGGAACACCUAAAGAUACCAUGAGCCAGGAACACGCUCCAGAAUCCGUGCUGGAUGGCGGAGAUGCCGCGACUAAGCAUCAGUCUACCGAUAUUGAGGUAAACGAGCCUUCAAAGUCAGAGGACAUCUUCGAGCCGGAGAACGAAGAGUUGCCAUUACCAAUCUCAGGAAAGAAAAAGAAGAAAGACAAGAAGAAAAAGAAGGCGCAACAGGAGACAAAGAUUGAUGAGACGUUGCAGGAUGAUUUGGUAGAUGCCGUGCAAGAAGAAUCACCAACAAGCCGUGAGAUGACCGAUACCGCUUUACCUGUUGCCGAGUCUCAGGCCGAUCCAGUUGCUGAGCCCUCGCACGAGCUUCCCGAACCACAGAAAGCAGUUGAGACCGCAGUUGAGGACAAAAACAUGGAGGAGACCCUAGAGGCGAAACAAGACGUUACGCCUGCGGAGGACGGUUUUCAGGAAGCACCGGCCCUUUCCCGGAAGAAGAGUAAGAAGGACAAGAAGAGGGAGCGCGUUGCUCGAAAGGCUGCUGUUGAGUCACGCGAGAAUGAAUUCAGGGAGGAACAGCUUGCGACUGAAGAGCACCUCAUUCCACCUUCGGAUGCUCAACUAACCGAGCUCGCGACUCCUGUGUCCACCCAAGCACUAGAGACACCUACCGAGACCACGGUAGACGCUAGCGAAGGGGAACUGCAUUCGAGCGCCGUUCAAUCCACUGUUCCUGUGGAAGACAAUAUAGAGGCCAUAGAAACCUCUGAAGCUCAGACAGUUGAAAGCUUCCGAACACUAGAGGCUCCCGAACAGCCAUUGGAGCGGAACAUUUUGCUGAAUGAUGAUGCAGCAACGGCUCCAGAGGAACUACCUGCUGUGGAGAAGUCAGCCGCUGAUGAGACAGCUACGGAACCAGUAAUCGAAGAAGCAGCCCUGAGUCGUAAAAACUCUAAGAAGAAGGCGAAGAAGGCAAAGAAGCAAGCUCAAGAACAGCAAGAAAAGAACACAGCUCCCGCCCCUGCUGAGCUUGGAGAAGACAGCUUUGUGGAGACUACGCCCGCCAUACCAAGCAAGCCUGGCCCGGUGGACAGUUCUGGUGAUGUUCCUGAGGCGAACAUUUUGGAAGAGCAAGGGACGCAACUUGAAAAUUCUGCGCAGUUGGUCCCAUCGGACGCCGCUCGACCUCAAGAGACUCUUGAGCAGACUCCGAAUAUGAUCGACCAAACCGAUGAUGUGCUAUCGAUGGGGCAGGAAAAAGAGGACAAUUUCCAGGCUGAACCAAGCCAAGGCCUUGAGAAUAGAAACGACCAAGUUGCCGAGGAUGCCGUCGAGAGUCAGCCUGAACCCACAGCAGCUGUUGCGAGAAAAUUGUCCAAGAAAGAAAAAAGAAAAGCCAAGAAGAAAUCUGCCAAGGAUGCCAUUGAGCCUUCAGACGAGCCGGAGCUGCGAAACCCAACGGAUUCUAUCGGAGCAUCUGUUUCUACGACGGAACAAGUCAAGACUGACGAAGAUCCAUUUCUGACUGUUGUCUCAGACAAGCAAAUGGUCGAGGAGGUUCCACGGCCACUUGAGGUCGAGCCUAGAGCUCUGGAGGUGCACCAAGGUGCCGCUGACGAGGAUAACUGGCCUGCAAUAGACUGGGAGAAAGGUAAAGUCGAAAUCAAAGAACAGACGCCACUGGCAUCACCUGAGGCUCAUGCAGUUCCUUUUGAGCCAGCCAUUUCAGAAUUCGACGAGACUGCCAUCCCAGAGGGAUUGCUUAGACUACAAAGUCUAUCACGUGAAGAGCAACUACUGGGAGGCAACGACGGAAGUUCACAGCAUACAGGAGCCGAUGAAACAAAAGCUGUUCCGCAAGAAGGUGGGAUGAUGAUAGAGCCUUCUGCUGUGGCCGAGACGGAGCAGUCUGCCGGACUGAAAGCAGAAUCUGCGAGUUCGCAAGUGGCUCCUAAGGCAAUUCAGGAAGAAACUGUGCAGCAUCCUGAGAACGAAUUGGCACGGGAUCAAGCAAAGAGCGCGACGGAAGUGGUGCCGUCUAAGCAAAGCAAAGUUGGGAGCAUCUUCCCAAAUCUUGAGCGCGGAUCAUUUCGACGACCUGUUCCGGGCCAAGAAUUGAUGCCGGUAAAAGAUAGGGCUGAGGAUGAGACUAUUGACCACAAUGCGGAUGACAACAGCGCAAUCAAGGUCUCGGAGGCGCCUAUCCCGGCCGGCGAGCCGGAAGAGAGCCAUUUACAGGGCCAGCAAGAUGAGAAGAGUCCAGAGCCCACGACUACGGUUUCUACACGAUGUCUAUCUCUGGAAGAGCAUACGAAAAUGCAGGAAACAAGCAGCAGCAGCACCCCAGUUAACCUUGCUGUCGACGUUGAGAUUGACCCCUCAUACAAUGUUUCUGUGAUAUCCGAUGGUCCAGGGAACGAAACAAAUUCUAUUGAAGUCGAAUGGAAGGACGACGGCGACAGGCGGACCCAAGAAGAUGAAAUACCCUUGUACGCACCAUUGCCUGUGCAUGAACAGAAGUCGGCCCUUGUCAGCCAAACUUCUCCCGUUGAAAUGGACCGGGACGAGCGGAUUCCGAGAAACGAUUCUUCCUGUGGGCUUCGUCGCAGCCCGUCAAUUCAUGGGCGACACAAUCACCCGCCGCGUACAUGGUCGCUGGAGGAUACACCGAUCACCAAGGCAGUGACACCACCACCCCCAUCUCUAUUGGGGGGACCAGCAGGGGCCUCUGCGGACUUGGGCUCACCUCCACGUACUCCAUUACAACCCAUCGCGGAACAAGAGCCAGAGGAUCGAGUGGAGCAAGCGAACCGACUCAGAUCCAUGGUUUCCGAACACGGGACGCCCCGUCUGGAGAUGAAGCCCGAACAUGUUCUUCCACGUCCCGAAACUCCGAUCAGGAAGUUUACAGAUAAUGCAUUGGCACGUCAGACAUGGCCUGUGGCGGACAACGACAAGUUCAAAAGCUCAGAAGACGAGGAUGCGGCUCUCGUUGUCAAGAAACGACGGCCAGGUAACGAAUGGCCUGCAGAAGUACUAAAAACUCCGGACCAAGGAAUCCCCAUCCUUAGGCCCAGCAGCGUGAGCAGCAUCAAAAGCGCGCAGAGCAAUCACAGUUUGACUGGUGGGCAGCGCUCGCUACGACGCACCAGUCGCAACACCAGCGGGGAUUUGCGGGCUGCUAGCCAGGCACAGGAAAGCCACAGUCCCCAGCCACACGCUACGCCCCAGCCUCCUCAGCCCCACCCUCCGAUCUCAACAUCGAGCGCAUCGCUUCGUCUUCCUCCUACGACCCCGUCACGGACAAGGGCAAGCGCCCCAUACGAGCCAUGACGGACGUCUAUGUAAGUGUUUCUCAAUUCAAUUUUGUUAUCUCUUUUAAUAGAUGCGAUUAUUGUUGGCCUUCCAAUACUAACU